AUGGCGGCCAAUAACCGUGAAGUGGGAAUGAAGUGCAUCAAAUACAUGCUGCUUUGUGUCACAGCCAUAUUUGUGUUGACGUCAGCUCUUAUAAUCUCAGUGGGGACAACAAUUUAUGCCAUCUAUCACGAUGUUUCUUAUUUCUUGGACGACCAGCUAUUCUCACCAGCAACCUUCAUCAUCGUCAUCGGCGUUAUUAUGCUAUUCGUGUCGCUGUUCGGUUGUGUCGGUGCCCUGAAAGAAAGUACUUUCUUGGUUAACAUUUUCGCAGUGAUCCUCAGUCUGGUGCUUGUGCUGGAGAUAGCAGCUGCUAUCACGGCGUACACAAUGCGCGCCCAGGUGUCCCAGAUGCUAGACGAUAAUCUCAGAGCCACGCUUCCUUUCUACUACCAGAACUCUGAGAUCGAGGCCGCUUAUGACUUUGUUCAGAGCAGGUUAAACUGCUGUGGAGUUGACAGUUACCUCGACUGGGGGGAUGUUCAAACCCCUACCGGCGUUCCUGGGAUCUCUGUCGCUAACGUCACGGUGCCAAACUCCUGCUGUGCGGAGUCCCGCUACACUAUGGUCGAAGAUGUAGAGAUUGCUGAAUGUACUAAGCUGUAUGCAAACGGAUGCUUGCCCAGGGUUAUUUACUUGGUGUACCAGAGCGCUGGUCUCCUGGGUGCGGGAGCAAUGACUAUUGCUUUUAUUCAGAUCAUCGGUAUUAUUUUCUCGUUCUCGCUCGCCAAUUCUAUCCGCAGAGCAAAAUCUGAACGUGAACGCCGACGAUGGGAGAUUCAGGAGCGCAUGAUCAACGCAUACACCUCACUGAACCCAGACAACGAGAAGGCAGCGCCAGUUGUUUACGUUCCGUUCCACGGACAAAACACUGCUUAA
Parnassius mnemosyne (clouded apollo) is the source of this 876-nucleotide messenger RNA. The record is from the annotation of a GenBank genome assembly. NCBI's taxonomy places the organism in Eukaryota, Metazoa, Arthropoda, Insecta, Lepidoptera, Papilionidae.